This is a messenger RNA of Vitrella brassicaformis, 432 nucleotides long. The record is from the annotation of a GenBank genome assembly. Lineage: Eukaryota; Vitrellaceae.
AUGGAUGGCAACAAUCAGCCCGUGGUGAACCAGCAGGGACAGCCAAUCCUGAUUGAGCAGGAGAGCUCCAGCGCCAAGAACCUUCGAUGGCUGUUCAGCUUCCUCGCCCUGCAGACAGCAGACAAGGCCAAGCGACUGAUUCAAGAAGCAUACCAGAAGCACGGCGAGAAUGGUGCAUGGGCGUAUCUAGAGCUGCGGAAGCGGUUCAUACCUGAUCGUAUCGUAUGCAAGCACGAGCUCUUGCAGCGAUUCUUCAGCUGGAAGAUGAUCAAGGACGAUCUCGACGACGCCCUUGGCGACUUCAGCUAUCUCGUCAGCCGUCUUCAUGAAGUUGGAUCAACAGUGCCAGACGAGACGAUGAUCGCCGUCAUGCUGUCGGCAUUGCCUGAGAGAUUCGACAUGUUCAAGCAGUGUCCAUCAUCAUUGCCGUAG